Messenger RNA from Amoebophrya sp. A25, 776 nucleotides. Lineage: Eukaryota; Dinophyceae; Syndiniales; Amoebophryaceae. The record is from the annotation of a GenBank genome assembly.
AUGUUCAUAGGGGCUCGUGGAGGUGGUAAGGGUGCGGAUGUCUUAGGGGGAGAAACAAAGCACAAUCCGAGGCCAGCUUCGGCACCUGCUGGGUUCAGAUCCAGCAGCAGACUGCGUCCCGGCUCAGCCUUCUUGGGAAUGCAAUCUUCUUUAAGAACAAGUGGCUUUUUCUCAUUAGACUUGUUGGCGAGUGAUGAUGCGCUUAGUACCUACCAGAGAAAAUCUUGUGUCUUCAAUAUUCUUCUAAUGACAGCACCGACAGCCGCUCUACCAUAUUCUUCAGCUAUCCAGGAACAACAGACGCUACAUCAGCUGCAUCAGAGUAGUACAUCAAGUAUAGCAUCCGACGUACUACUAGGGGAUGCUCUUCUACCGUCUUCGACCCUUGAGCAAGGAUCAGCCGUUGCACAGCAUUUAAGGCUCCCCACAGGAAUUCACUUCCACACUUCAUGCAUGAAUGUUUGUGUUUCCUCCUCAGCAAACUUCCACACUUCGUGUGAUCUCUCUGUUUGUGUUUCCUCCUCGAACAGGUUAUAAUUAGAAGUUUAGAAGCGCUAAGUGAUGCUUCCACUGGUGGCACUGCCACAACCUUCCGCAUGACCGAUGAAAUGGCAAGUAUUUUGGCCUCACCGACGGGACUGCGUGUGAUAGAGGUUCUUCCUGAUGGUGAAAACGUGCGGGUUGGCGUGUAUCGUGACAAUCGACCGGAUGCGCCGCCUUCAGCGACAGUAGUACUCUCAACAUCCAUGAUCGUGCCCUACAACCUACCAGACACG